AUGGAGAAUCAAGACUUCAGGCAAAACAAUGACUUUUUAGUUCGCAGUGACAGUAGUUCACAACCACCUUUUUCAUCUUUGAUACCACCAUUCAGCGGUGCAACAACUCAACACCACCAUCAACAAGCAGCUGCUUUGAUCACCGGUGGCGACAACGAAGACGACAAUGGUUAUUAUGAGGAUGCGGUUGACUAUCUAGAUAGUUUUCCGGCUGGUUAUCGGUUUCGGCCUCUCGAUAAAGAGCUCGUUCAACAUUACUUGAAAAUAAAACUGAUGAACUUGCCACUACCGCCAAACAGGAUGCAUGAGGUUAACAUAUACGACGAGAAUCCAGAUACACUUGCAGAGAAUUACAUAGCUCAAGGAGAAAGGGAUCAAGGAGAGAAAGAAUGGUAUUUUUUUACAUCCAGAAACAAAAAAUAUCCCAACGGUAAACGACCAAAUAGAGCCGGUAAAGAUGGAUACUGGAAGGCCACUGGUAGUGACAAACAUGUCAAGUUUAACGGUCGUCUUAUUGGAUAUAAAAAGAUAUUGGUAUUCUAUCAAGGCAGACCUAAAAACACCAAGAAAACCUCAUGGAUUAUGCAUGAAUAUAGAGUAGAUACUCCGUCCAAUAGUCCAACAACUCAAAAUGAUACCAAGCUAGAUUGUGUUUUAUGCAAGAUCUAUAACAGAGAGAGCGGCACAAGAAAUAGUAGACAAGUGGUUGAUGAUGAUGGAAUGAAUGAGGACAUUGAACAACCUAUUAUGAGAUCCUCACCUGAAAACUCCAUUGCAGGGACAUCUGAAGGAACUAAUUCCAUGCACAACGUGACUGCUGCACUAGUUCCUCAUUCUCUCGGCAUUGAUCAGUUCGGUCAUCAUGAAGCAACAGCAAAGCCUCAAAUUCAAGAAUUCAAUGUCAUCAGUCCUCAAGUGUUCAAUCAGCAGUUUUCGCCGCCGAAAACAGAGGACUGUAUUUCAAGAUUGUUGGAGCCUUACUAUCAGCCAUCUCUAGAAGAAAUCUUCAGCAUACCGUACCCACCCUAG
Messenger RNA from Cornus florida, 1029 nucleotides. Its product is annotated as NAC transcription factor 32-like. The transcript is spliced from 3 exons. Gene Ontology annotation, biological process: regulation of DNA-templated transcription. The record is from RefSeq and is a predicted model, not a curated record. The coding region runs from base 1 to 1029 and encodes 342 amino acids. Gene Ontology annotation, molecular function: DNA binding. NCBI's taxonomy places the organism in Eukaryota, Viridiplantae, Streptophyta, Magnoliopsida, Cornales, Cornaceae.